Perca flavescens (yellow perch) is the source of this 537-nucleotide messenger RNA. RefSeq names its product gamma-crystallin M1. Gene Ontology annotation, biological process: lens development in camera-type eye; visual perception. The record is from RefSeq and is a predicted model, not a curated record. The transcript is spliced from 3 exons. NCBI's taxonomy places the organism in Eukaryota, Metazoa, Chordata, Actinopteri, Perciformes, Percidae. Gene Ontology annotation, molecular function: structural constituent of eye lens. Bases 1 to 537 code for a protein of 178 amino acids.
AUGGGCAAGAUUGUCUUCUACGAGGAGAGGAACUUCCAGGGUCGCUCCUAUGAGUGCAUGAGCGACUGCUCUGACAUGUCCUCUUACCUGAGCAGGUGCCAGUCCUGCAGGGUGGAGAGUGGCUGCUUCAUGGUCUAUGAGCGUCCCAACUACAUGGGUAUGCAGUUCUUCAUGAGGAGGGGCGAGUACCAUGACAUGCAGCGCAUGAUGAGCAUGGGAAUGAUGUUCGACUCCAUCAGAUCCUGCAGAAUGAUCCCUUAUCACAGAGGUCAGUUCAGGAUGAGGAUCUACGAGAGGGAGAACUUCGGUGGUCAGAUGAAUGAGCUGAUGGACGACUGCGACAACAUCAUGGACCGUUACCGUAUGAACGACUGCAUGUCCUGCCACGUGAUGGACGGCCACUGGCUAAUGUACGAGCAGCCCCAAUACAGAGGCAGGAUGAUGUACCUGAGGCCCGGGGAGUACAGGAGCUUCAGGGACAUGGGCAUGAGCGGCAUGAGGUGGAUGAGCAUGAGGCGUAUCACUGAUAUGUGCUAG